This is a messenger RNA of Lasiosphaeria miniovina, 589 nucleotides long. RefSeq lists its product as uncharacterized. NCBI's taxonomy places the organism in Eukaryota, Fungi, Ascomycota, Sordariomycetes, Sordariales, Lasiosphaeriaceae. Bases 207 to 572 code for a protein of 121 amino acids. The transcript has a single exon. The record is from RefSeq and is a predicted model, not a curated record.
CCAUCGGGCGCUACUUACGGCGAACCUCCGAUGGUGACACCGUCAUGCACCCUUGGCUGUCAGCAUUGCUCUCAGACUUUUCCUUUUGACUGGCCCCCGAUCGCAAACCCAAAGUUGAAUGCCGAUUCAAAACCAAUUAGUUAGACAGGACGACGCAAUCAAUUGCUCAGCGAUUAAUUAGUUACCGAAGCUCAUUACGUUUACAUAUGCCGGCGCACAGCCGAUAUCUCUUUCAGCACUUGGGAUUUCUGGUUGCUUUGUUGCUACCGUCUUAUUACGGUGCGUGGGAGCUCAUUGGAUGUCAUUUGACAUCCUUAAGGUGGCGGUGGGACCUGGGGCAGAGUCACUCAUGCGGUGUUAUCUUUCUGAUCUGGUUGUGUUUCUCAAACCUCCAAUCGCUAGCGGCCCAAGCUGCAGCUGCAUCUCAAAUCAUACCCAAAGUGGCGGUAAGCCAAGCAACGCUCAGCCAUGGCAUGCGCCAUCGAGACUGCAGCGGCUACUUCCGGUCGUCGUCAACCACAGUGUGCUGCUUAGUUAAUUAUGUCUCCGAGCCGCGUCGACCUAAUUGUUAGAUAGAAAGAUGCCACCG